AAUUGUCAUUGUUAUCUGACAUUGGCUCGUAUCCUGUUGUGCUUUGAAUAUUCUCUGAUAUUACAGUUAGAAUCACAAUAAUAUCAUAAUCGUACAUACGAUACGAACAUGCUCCAAAGAGGUAAACAACUGAUAGUGUAGUUAAAGUCUAACCGCGUCCGCAAAAUGUCCGCGUCCCCGUCUACUCCCGAUGCGGCGCAUCCACGGUUUUUACAAAAACCUAUACUAAAUCUUGGUGGGUUGAGAAUAGCCCUGGUCCAAAUGGCUGUGGGUAUGGACAAGAAGAAGAAUGUAGCAGCUGCAGUCCAACAGAUUCACAAAGCCAAAGAGAACGGAGCACAGCUUGUAGCAUUGCCAGAGUGCUUUAAUGCUCCUUAUGGCACAAAAUACUUCAAAGAAUACGCAGAGACUGUACCGGAUGGGGAGACGUCGCUAGCGCUACAAGAGGCGGCGAGGUCCGCCGGCGUGUGCGUGGUGGGCGGCACGCUGCCGGAGCGAGCUGGCUGCUAUCUGUACAAUACUUGCACUGUAUGGGAUAAUUGCGGGAACCUCGUCGCGCAGCAUAGGAAGGUACACCUAUUCGAUAUAGACAUCCCCGGCAAGAUAACGUUCAAGGAGUCAGACGUGCUGUCGGCCGGAGACCACAUCACCACGUUUGAGUUCCUCGGCGUGAAGAUAGGCCUCGGUAUCUGUUACGAUCUGCGCUUCUUUGAGAUGGCGCAGAUCAUGUCUAAAGAAGGGUGUUCCGUCCUAAUAUACCCGGGAGCAUUCAACAUGACGACAGGUCCCCGACACUGGGAGCUCCUGGGCAGAGCCCGAGCUAACGACCUACAACUAUGGGUAGCCCUCGUCAGCCCCGCGAGGGACACGAAGGCGGAGUACGUGGCGUGGGGACACUCCAUGCUGAUCGAUCCUUGGGGGAAAGUGGUCCAGGAGUUGGAUGAGAAGCCUGGGUUACUGUGUGCUGAUAUUGAUCUGAGAAUGGUAGAAGAAGUAAGAAGUCAAAUCCCCGUGAGAAGUCAGAGAAGAACAGAUAUUUACGACACCAUCAGCACACACGAUGAGAACUGACAUUUAUGACACAUUCGGCCAUUAAAAGUGACGUCACAACCAAGGUUCACAAAAGAUUUUCGUCAAACCAUGUACAUACUUUACUUUUGACAAAAUAAUAAUUUGUGCAAAAUUGUGUCUUAUUACAACGAUAUAAGAAUGAUGUUAGAAUGACGACGAGUAAAUAAUAAGUUGUGAAUUUUGUGGACCUUAUGUAGUGGAGUCAAGUUUCAUUUUCCAAUGGCAAUCUGUUAAAAGGUAAAUAAAUGGUUUGUGUAGGUAUAGGAAGUGGUAUGAA
Helicoverpa zea (corn earworm) is the source of this 1348-nucleotide messenger RNA. Its product is annotated as omega-amidase NIT2. The record is from RefSeq and is a predicted model, not a curated record. Gene Ontology annotation, molecular function: omega-amidase activity. Gene Ontology annotation, biological process: oxaloacetate metabolic process; L-glutamine metabolic process. Lineage: Eukaryota; Metazoa; Arthropoda; Insecta; Lepidoptera; Noctuidae. Gene Ontology annotation, cellular component: mitochondrion. The transcript is spliced from 7 exons. Bases 166 to 1071 code for a protein of 301 amino acids.